CAUGAGCUCUGAUUUCCAGCAUUACAGUUUCAGAAUGCCUAACAUCGGGUUCCAGAAUCUGCCUCUCAACAUAUACAUUGUGGUUUUUGGCACUGCAAUUUUUGUCUUCAUACUUAGUUUACUCUUCUGUUGCUACUUAAUCAGGCUAAGACACCAGGCCCACAAAGAAUUUUAUGCCUACAAACAGGUUAUAUUAAAAGAAAAAGUUAAAGAACUGAAUUUGCAUGAGAUCUGUGCAGUUUGUUUAGAAGAUUUCAAGCCCAAAGAUGAGUUGGGGAUCUGUCCGUGUAAGCAUGCCUUCCACAGGAAGUGCCUCAUUAAGUGGCUGGAAGUUCGAAAAGUGUGUCCCCUCUGCAACAUGCCUGUUCUACAGUUGGCCCAGCUGCACAGUAAACAGGACCAUGGUCCCCCACAGGGGCCCCUCCCUGGAGCAGAGAACAUAGUAUAGCUCUUCCCACGAAACAGACUCUUGCACACACGAUAUCGAAAUGAACCCCAGGCAGAGAAUUUCAAGUCUGUGAAUUGGCCGUUUCCUGCAGUGAUGCAUCAGUGAUCCCCAUGUCUCCCGACGAGCCUGGAGCCCAGAUGUUUGGAUCUUGUCACAACCAGAACCCUCUGCGACCAUCCAGUGCCCUGGCCCAGCAGUGCCUCAGCCUGCAGACGUGGGGGUCAGGAAGCACUGACCGCAGGACGAUCUCCUGUGAGCUCUGUCACCGUAUGUGCAGCCCAAGCAUUUGUGUCCAAGUAGAGUUUGCCUUUGCUAAGCAAGAACGGGUGAUGGGUAAGUGUGAUAGAAAGGAGUGUGGACUGAGCCUUGGAGGCUAGCCCCCCCACCCCUCCACUACCAGGUGAAGACAUGUGCAGACCAUGCAUGAAACUUUGCAGCAACGGAAUGCCUCCUGUGGUCAGCCAGCAGUUACCUCAUGAUGAAGCAGUGGUUGGUGAGGCCAGCAGUGCCAGCUCAAGGCUCACUGACAUUCUGUUCCUUGAGGGAGGCUUUCUUGGAAUCCUGUGGUCCUAAGCAGCGGGGGGCCUCACACCCACUGGGCAGGGCACGUUUUCACCGGGAAGCGUGGCAUCUGGAAGAGGAAGCAAGGGCCAGAGGAGUUUGGGGCUUUGCCCUGCAGCACUUCACCCUGGAUUUGUGCUUCUGUUCAACCUCCAGGCGUCAAAUAACAUGAGACAGAUAAAGAACUGGUCUGGGCAGAAACCAUCGUGUUCUUACCAGGACUUCAGCCAGCCAGAACUGAGUAACCAAGCUUCUUCAGGAGUGAUGGUGAUAGCCAGAAGACCCAAGUGGAUGAGGGAGCAUCUGGGCUGGGUCAUCACCGCCCCUGAUGACCCAAAGGGAGUCCACAAUCACACAGCGUUCACGGACUGGGCCACCAGUGGAUGGACCAAUGACUCUGUAGGCAGACUGGACACAAACUCCCCUGAAAACCAGCACCCUUAAAAGAACCGAAUACCCAAGGCCAGGCCGAACUUGACAAAGUGAGAAAUGUUGCUCCCCCAACCUUUCCCUUUUUUCUAUUCUCCAAAAACCUGUCAGUUCAACCCCAGGUCUCCCUUUCGCUUCUUGCUCUCCUCUCUCCAUCUCUUGUUCUUAUUAGAACAAAACGUCUGUUGUUGAGUUUCAGGUUAGUUCCAAGGCACUGUACUUAAAACAUCCCACGGAGGGAGCACUCAGUAUUUUCAAAAAUAUUUGAACUUGUAAAUAUUGUCUUCAGCAGCACAGGGUUAAGGACCCAUUGGUUGUGUGUUUAGCUUUGUACUUGGAUCUGGAACACUUCAUUAGUUUAAAGCAUAUUUAUAGAAGAAUUUAGAUGGCUUUUUUUCUCCUUGGCACUCACAGAUUUUUAUGGAAGUGGCUCAAAAGUAUCUGAUCUUUGGGGAUACCAGAAUAUUUUGUAAAUUAACUCUUAUAAAGAAGCAGACGGUCUGGUUAGCUAUUUUCCAGAGUCCAUCCUACCUGCUUGGCAUAAUUUCUUUAUAGCCCUCAUUAUGUCCACAUAGGCUGCUAUGCCUUUAAGAUGUCCCACACCUGUGGGUAGUGGGGACUUUUUUCUUUGGAACAUGGCAGGUGCAAGAUUGAACUAAAAGUAAGAGAUUUCAUCUUCAAGUGCUUCAUACUUUGCACCCUAAUCCCCACCAUCCGUUAGAAGUUUUUUAAAAAAGGAGCAUUCAGUUGAUUCAAGGGUUAAGAGGUUAGAGAAGGAAAAUUAUUAUUAGUUUGAAAAAACAUUGAAAGUUGAGCUCACUUUGGAAACUGCUGCUCUGGGGAGCCAUGAUGGACUGUUUCCUAUGUAUGACCUGUGUGUUAUCUGCAGGCUGUCCUGUUUCCUUAACAAGGUAGUGGACGUGAAGGCUAUUUUUAUAUUAGAGUUUUAACCUGUUCAGCUCCAUGCUUGUUUCCUCAGCCACUGAUAGAAAGGCUACCAGUUCCAAGCACUCCCACCUCCCCUCGUCUUAAAAUGUCUUUCCUUUUUCUGUAUUUGUGGCAGUUGUUAAAUGUUGGGAAACCAAUAGAUUUGCCUAGCUUUGAUGAAACAGGCUUACAGUAAAACAUUUUUAGUGACCAAUGUCAAGAGAGAAGAUUUGGCUCGUCUCUGGAUCUUUACAGCUUAGUUAUUGUUUACAACCAGAUCCUAGAAUUUUCCAGGAACACGGAACAGCUUUGGAAUAAGCGCCAUUUCUUCCAUAUUGGGCUACAAUCAAAACAGAAGUCAGAAAUCUGGAGACUGGUGAAGCUUUUAGCUUGUGUUCUCCUUCCCCUCCAAAGUGGUUUUCUUCUAUCCCGACUGUCUGUGGAAUUGCAUCCUUUGGGGAAUGCUGACUGCCCUGCUUCAUUGGGUGGGGGACCUCACCAAGUGACUUUAUUUUUUAAGGGCAAAACAUUUUAGUCCAAUAUCUUAAAUACGGUUUUCAACCGCAAGCUUGUUCAGAUGUUUACCCUGUAAUCCCAACUGAACUCCAGUCCACUGAAGACCAAAGCAGCAGGACCGAAAUGUCUUAGUAUUUGCAGAUCAGAAAGUAUCUGAACUUGGUACAGUCAUUACAGAUGUCCAUCUCAUGUCUACAGUAUGGAAGUGUGGUUAAUGUCCAAGCAGAAAGCCGAAGCUGUCCCCACGAAUCCAUCUUGACACUUGUUAAUAUGCGGUAUGGACCGAGGUUAAGAAAGAAGUUGAUUGGUAGAAUUGCAUCGGGGGAUUACAGAAAUCUAUACUCUCGGUUCCGCUUCGUCAUCAACUCCUCUAAUGUAGUAUAAGGACACCGUGCCAAAAGCCAAACACGUCUUUCAGACUCUUAAGCCUUAUGACUCUAGCGACCCUGACCCAGGAGAUAACAGAGGUAGAGAUUCCAGAGUCUUGGUGCUGGGAGGGACUGGAGAGGUCCUCUCAGCCAAGCCAAUGGGUCCUUGCUUAGAGACUUUCACCAGUUGAAUUCUCUGCUCUUUCCCAAACUGGUUCUGCACUGAUGUAAAUACCAAAUGGGCUGUGUUUGUGUACUCUUUGGAUUCUGGCCAAAACAAUACGGAACUGUUCAGUUCUUUGACACCAGUAUUAAAUCCAAGAUAGAGAAAGAAGGAAUGAGGAAAAAACCCCUUUGAUCAUUUCAUCAAGCUGAAAGCCCUGGUAAAGUCACUGAUACCACCUGAUCUCUUGCUGUCCCUUGGUGAAGAGCCAGGGGAUCUUAGCUGUUUGUUUAGAUGUUUGGGGACCUUUGCCUACUUACUGAUCAAUGAUUUUUGUGCUCUUAACUGAAAUGUGAAGAAAGGAGGCUAAAAAGUUGGACUAUGCCAGCAGGCUCUUGGGUCAUUAGAGAAGCACUUUGCUGGCCAUUCAUUCACCUUCUCCAGAUGCUGAACUGGAAUCUGCCAUGUUCUUUGGGAUUCAGGGAUAGGACACAGAAUUCCAGGCCGGAAGGCAGCACAGGCCUUCCUCGCUUUCUUAGCUGCUUUGCCUCCUGUUAGGGAGGAAUUCAGUUGGUCUGUUCCACAGCAGAGUCUGGAGCAUUUUUUACUUCCUCAGAUGUGUUGAAGGUAGACAGGAUACCUGCUAGGAGGUAUUUAGGGAUAAUGAAUAAGUGAACAAAUGCAAAAGUAUCCAGCACCUCCUACUCUGUGCCCGUUGUACUAGGUGCUGGGAUACAAAUGCAGAAGUGAGAUAGAUGAUCCCCGCCCUCUAACAAUGGAGACAACACUUGUAGAUCAGAUCUUGAACAUGAAGCAAGCUGGGCUUGUAUUUUUUCCCUAUUUGCUGAAUCCCUCAUACCUAGAAGUAGCCUGUAUCACUUGGCAGUGGUAAUGUUAUUACUUAUCAUGAUGCCUAUUAGUGCAUCAUGAUACAGUAACAACAUAAUUAGACCAGGUCGAUGACCGACAGGGAAAUGCUUUUCAGGCCAGCACCCCUUCAGUUACAACAUGGACCUCAUUAGAGUAGUGAGACUUCCCUAGGGCACUGGAUCCCCUUCAGACUUUGACUGGUCACCAAUCCAGGAGCGCUCAACGUGCUGCCCAGGAACCAGUGGCCCCUGUAUCUUCCCCUUAGGAACAAAGACCUCAGGCUCUCCUCUGAUCUUCCUGGGCUGAAGCCUCUCCCUGCUUCAGCUGACUUGCCCAUUCACUGCUUUCUUGUCCUGUAGUGUUCAUGACUACCUCGGAUGCACCAUUGCCAACAGCCGGGGUGGGGGAGAGGGGUGUCCCGCCUCAGAGAGCUUGCCUGCUGCGUCUUCACACGUUAACCCAACGCAGUGAUAGGUCCCCAGAGCUCAUCCCUGGGGUUGGCUGACUGGCCGGGGAGGCCUCAGCCCUUCCGUUGGUCGUAGUUAGUUCAUCUGGAAAUGCUGAUUCCAGAAUCACGGAACAAGUGGAGUUAACAUUUUUUGAAACACGUUCCUUUCCAGUAAGGCAUAUCAUUGGCUUGGCUGCGACAUAAUGGAAUUCUCUGUUUCUAUACAAAUUAGAAACUUUCCAUUUCCUCCCUCACCCUUGCCAUAAAUGCCCUUGAUUUGACCUUUUAAGUGCCAACUGAAUGGUGAUCCGAUGGAGACCUUGUCAGAGCAUUCCUGGUAGCUUGAGUCAACUGCGUGGGAGUGGCAGGUACAAUCAACGUUUUCCACUCCCCUUGUUUAGCCAGGUCUUUUCCAUUGAUUGUUAGAGUUCAUGGAAACGUUGCCCUUAUCCUCAGCAAUUCCCUAAUGAAGAUGAAGAGUCCAGAUGUGAUGGGAGAUGGAUGAAAAGCAAAGGGGCCACAAGCAGCCUGUGAGGCUGCCUGGAAGAUCUCUUCCC
Vombatus ursinus (common wombat) is the source of this 5287-nucleotide messenger RNA. RefSeq names its product ring finger protein 24 (gene RNF24). Bases 2 to 448 code for a protein of 148 amino acids. Gene Ontology annotation, cellular component: endomembrane system. Gene Ontology annotation, molecular function: zinc ion binding; ubiquitin protein ligase activity. NCBI's taxonomy places the organism in Eukaryota, Metazoa, Chordata, Mammalia, Diprotodontia, Vombatidae. The transcript has 5 exons. The record is from RefSeq and is a predicted model, not a curated record.